AUGGUUAGCCUAAAUACCCAACACGGACGCAGUGGAGGAAGCUGUGCUAUUCAUUGUGAUUCUAAAUUUUCUCUCAUCAGGAAUACACCACUUAUUGAUCAUCUAGAACCACCUUAUCGACCGAUAAAAACAACUGGCUUCAUUAUCUUACACAUACUUUUGACUAUUGCAUUUAUCACAGGCAUUGUCCUCUUCCCGGCAAUAAUAUGUCCUGAUCCUCUACAUAAUGAUACAAUAGGAAGAUGUAAUAAUCAUUCAGGUUAUAAUAUUGCAUUAUACAUUCAUGCAGGUGGUUACAUCGUUAGUCUUGCUUUUGAUCGUUUAUAUCAUCAUUAUCAAGACCUGUCUCGACGGGAUGGUUACCUCGAAUUCUACCGUCAAACAAGAAAUCUAAGACGUACACCUUUAUUUAUUAUAUCGAUUGGUAAUGCAAUUCUUGUUGCUCUAAUUGAACUACUCGGAUCCUAUCGUGACUCACUUUUUCAUUUGAAUUGGAAAUUAUAUCCAUGGUAUUUCUUAGUACUACUUACUUCUCUUGAGGUGCUUGUUAUAUUGGGCGCUCUGCUUUGGUAUCUCGUCCUCACGUUGAAAUUUAAUAAACGCCGUGCACGUCCUGAUGCGACGCAAGAAGAUCUCCUUUCAAGUUUCGUCACUUCGCAAACAGCAGCAAAUGAAAUUGGUUUUCGUGACGAGAGUUAUCGCGAGAAUGUUUUGGAAAAACAAGCCGAUUUAAUCCGGUAUUUACGUGAACGUAACGAACAACUCGGCCGUCUGGUUCUUCAACACAAACAACGAGUUGACUUUCAACAAGGAGCCUUACUAUUUACUAUUCACAUUGCUUGCUCGCACGCAUCAGUCGUGCUGAGUACACGAGCAAUUACUGAAAAACAAGGCCGAGAUGUGGUUCUCUCAUGUCGAUUCGACGGUCUCACCGAUCGAGAUCGAGUCAUGUGGUCAAAGGAUGGUGUUGUACUUUCCGUGAAUCAGGAAAUCUCAGGUGAUAAACAAAAAUACGAGAUCAUUGGCAAAUAUGAUUUAAUCAUUAAAACCAUUGCUGGAAAUGAUAGUGGCCGAUAUUUAUGUCAAAAUUUUGAUCAAGCCUUAUCCAUGACUAUUGAAUUAACCGUUCUAACACGUCCAAGCAAACCGGAACUAUAUCAAUCAAAUGAGACUUUAGUUGAAGGUAGUUUAGCAUUAUUUGUUUGCACAACACAAGGAGGCAAUCCAUUACCGACGUUUACUUGGUUGAUUAACCAAAUACCAAUCAAUACGUCAUUCUAUACUGUUGCUCCGAAUACAAGUGAACUACGUCUGCCAUUGGAGAAACGUUUCCACAAUCAACAAUUGAUAUGUCAAGUUAACAAUCAAGCGUUAGAUGAUCCAUUGAGUACAUCGCUUCGAUUGAACGUUCAAUAUAAACCUGAAAUUAAUCUUCGUCACGGUUCAUCGUUGGUCACCAAUCUUAAUUUACUUGUGAUUGAGAAUGAUCGAUUAACACUUGACUGUCAAAUUCAAUCGAAUCCAUCGACCAUCGAACCAAUCACGUGGUUAAAAAAUGGAGCAUCGAUGACUGGUAUCAAUUCACCUACAUUGACAUUGCAAACAAUUAAACGAAAUGAUGAAGGCGAAUACACAUGUAUAACAUCGAAUGCUAUUGGUCGUAGUCAAGCAUCAGUUCAUAUUCGCGUGCAAUAUGCUCCAAUUGUUCGGCUGACUGGUGGUGGAAUUCUAUCCGAAAACAAACGUUUAGUUCUUACAUGCAUUGUCGAUGCUUAUCCAUCAAUCGAUUCGUAUCAAUGGUUUAAGAAUGAUGUCAAACUGAACACUAGUUCAUUGACAUCAUCAUUGAUUAUCGAUAAGGUGUCGAAAUAUGAUUCCGGAAUUUAUAUGUGUAUGGCGAAAAAUACUUUGAAAUACUCCAAUGGAAGUGCAGUCGAAAAAUUCGAUAAGACACAAACACGUGUUACUGUUGAAUAUGCGCCGAUCGUUCGUUCGCCGACACCGAUACUCGCAUCCGAUCCAUUUGCAUCGAAUACGAAGCUCGAAUGUGAAAUCGAUUCAUAUCCCGAAUCGAAUAUCAUCUGGACGUACAAUCAACGACAAAUCUUUCCCUCAAAUAAAUAUUCAAUUAUCCAAAACAAGAACUCGUCGUAUUUGAUAAUUCAACAAUUACAAUCAAAUUUCGAUUACGGUCUCUACACAUGCAAUGCUUCGAACAGACUUGGCCACAAUUCAGCUACAAUACAAUUAAGAUCAAAAGAUGUACCUGAAACACCAACAAAUGUGAAUCUAACGAGUGUAACAUAUUCAACCAUUAGUUUGACUUGGCAAGCAGGUUUCGAUGGAGGUUGGCCACAAACUUUCUUGGUUUCACUUAAUAACUCAUUAUGGAAAGAAACUAAUGAAAGUCUCUAUGUAUUUACAAAUCUUCAACAUUCGCAACUGUACAAUAUUUCAAUUCGAGCACGAAAUCGUCUCGGGCAAAGUCGUGAUGCUUCGUCGAUAAGCGUACAAACAAAAAAUGUGCCGAUUGAAAGAGAAGAUUUACCCCAAAUUGAAUAUGCUACAAUACAUUUCUCCGAGGAAACACUUGAUUAUCGCUUGAAUAACUUCAGUUUCCUCUCGUUGAAAGUUCCGCUAUGUAUUCGAAUCGAUAUUUAUAACCAAUCGAAUCUUUGCGAACGGAUAGUUACAUCGAGUGGAAUUAUCAAAUUAGAGAAAAACGAUUUGCUCAAUGUUCACAAUGUGUCGAUCUGUCUUGAUCAGUAUAUCGAUUACUGUGGAUAUGCUGUUGGUGUUGAAAUGAAACGCGAAGUCGCAUUUAAUUGGAUAUUUAUUUUAAUUGCUUCGAUUAUUAUCGUCUUUUUUCUGAUUCUUUGCGGUCUGUGUAUCUUUUGCUUUGUACAAAACCACAAACGACGACGAAAUAGUAAUGCUCAUAUGAUCACUUCUUCCAUCAAAAAGCCACCAAUCGUGAUUGAAUCUAUUCCAAGUCCAACAAAGUUAUUCUCCUAUCCUGAACAGCAUCUUCAUUCAUCAUUCACCAAAAUAGCUGAAAUUCAAAAGCUCGAUCAAUACAAAGAUAAACAAACAAACCGCUUGAUUGUCACAACAACAACCGCAGCUACAAACGGACAUUGUUCCAGCAAUGCGAGUGGCUCGAGCGAUCCAAUCUUAUUAUCAAAUCCAAAUUCAUCAUCGUUAUCGGGCAGUGAUCAAUUAACAGUUACUGAUUUUUAUCCAUCAACAAAUCCGACAGACUUAUCAUACAAAUCAUAUACAAAUCCAACUGAGUUACCAUUAUCAUCUGCUCAAAACGAUCUACUUUGGACACAAUCGCAAUAUGGCAGCUAUGGUUUUCCAUUUUAUACUCCAACGAGUAAUAUCCAAGAAAUAGUAUCAAAUAAACAUAUGAAAGAAGAUAGUGCAGAAAGUGGUUACUCAACUCCAUCAAAAACUCAUUAUCAAAGCAAGAAGACUGUCUAUGAAGUGGUCGUAUGA
This is a messenger RNA of Adineta ricciae, 3501 nucleotides long. Lineage: Eukaryota; Metazoa; Rotifera; Eurotatoria; Adinetida; Adinetidae. The record is from the annotation of a GenBank genome assembly.